This is a messenger RNA of Drosophila kikkawai, 6300 nucleotides long. RefSeq names its product hemicentin protein echinoid (gene ed). Gene Ontology annotation, molecular function: cell adhesion molecule binding. Gene Ontology annotation, cellular component: cell-cell junction; plasma membrane. NCBI's taxonomy places the organism in Eukaryota, Metazoa, Arthropoda, Insecta, Diptera, Drosophilidae. Gene Ontology annotation, biological process: cell-cell adhesion. The record is from RefSeq and is a predicted model, not a curated record.
UUUGUUUAAUGUUUUUAGUUGAAUUGAAAAGCGAAUCGGAGACGUUCUGUGCUGCGCGUUGAUAAAAUGGACAACCGACUUAAUAUCUUACACUAAGAAACACAAAAAUUAUUUUUUAAAUUUCUUCGAUUUAUUGGAAUUCUGUUUUCGAAUUUCAACAAAACAAGGCAAGAGCGCGUCGCUUGGUUUUUCCGCCGGGUUUUCCGCUGAAUUUUCGUGUGUGUGAGCAAUAAUAACAAAAUCGCAUUGUUUGGCAACAACAAAAGCGGCAGCAAAUCCUAAGCUUAAGUUAUUCUCCUUCGUUUUUCGGAUAAGCAUAUAAAAUAAAGAAACAACUUUAAAUCAAAUAUCGUGUGCUUAAAAUAAUAAUAUUUGAUGUGGUGUUAAAAAACAAAAACAAUUCAACGCAAUGGAGCGUUGCAGCGGCAACAGCAACAACAACGAACGCAGGUAGAGAAGGAGACGCGAAGGAGAGCCGCCGUGUCAACUACCGUUAUCGAAGCCGCAGUUCAAGGAGGAGCUGGAGUAAAUAGCAAAACUUCUCUCUCUUUGUUGCUCAAGACAAAACGUCAACUGCAGUUUUGGCAAGAAACGGAAGCGACGAUAAUAACCAAACUUUAGCUACAACAACUAAAGGAAAACAUAGAAUAGCUACUAGACGUAGCAGAAGGAGCCACUAAAGCAACAACAACAACACAGCAAAAGUGACAAAAUGAGGCGAAAAACGGACAGCAGGAGCAGAAGUGCGAGGAGAGCAACAACAGCGCUAAGCAUUUGGCACUUUUUUCUUAUCGCUCUCACAGCUUUAAGUUCCUUGAUCCUGGCCGACGAAUCCAUCGAUACUCGUGAGAAUGCAGACUUAACCCUCAAGUGUCGUUUCAACGACAAGUAUGAGGCAAAUGAUUUCUCCUUUUUCUGGACCCGCUGGACAGCGAAUCCGGCCCAGUUUGACAAUGUGGCCAUUGGUGAAGUGCAGUUGAGUUCCGGCUAUAGACUCGACUUCCAACCGCAGCGUGGCAUUUACGAUCUGCAAAUCAAAAAUGUAUCCUAUAAUCGGGAUAAUGGCCGCUUUGAGUGCCGCAUCAAGGCCAAGGGCACAGGGGCCGAUGUCCAUCAGGAGUUUCAUAAUCUCACGGUGCUAACACCACCCCAUCCACCCGUGAUCUCGCCUGGCAAUAUAGCCGUGGCCACCGAGGAUAAGCCCAUGGAGCUUACAUGCAGCAGCAUUGGCGGUUCUCCCGAUCCCACCAUAACUUGGUAUCGCGAGGGCUCUAAUUCCCCCCUGCCAGCCACUGUUUUAAGGGGCGGCACCAAGGAUCAACCCACCAAUGCCACAUUAUCCAUUACCCCAAGAAGGGAAGACGAUGGUGCUAAAUACAGGUGUGUGGUUAGAAAUCGAGCCAUGAAUGAGGGCAAACGUUUGGAGGCCAUAGCCACUUUGAAUGUUAACUAUUAUCCCCGCGUUGAGGUCGGACCCGAGAAUCCUUUGCGGGUGGAACGUGACCGGACUGCCAAGCUGGAGUGUAACGUGGAUGCCAAACCCAAGGUGCCCAAUGUUCGAUGGAAUCGCAAUGGUCGCUUCAUCAGCUCCUCCCUGGUCCAUACCAUCCAUCGGGUGAGUGCUGGGGAUGCUGGCAAAUACACCUGCAUAGCGGACAAUGGUCUUGGCAAGACGGGAGAGCAGGAGCUCAUCCUGGACAUUCUGUAUCCGCCCACGGUGGUGAUUGAGUCCAAGACCAGGGAAGCCGAGGAAGGCGACACUGUGACCAUUCGCUGCAAUGUUACGGCCAAUCCCUCGCCGGUGACCAUUGAAUGGCUCAAGGAGAAUGCCCCCGAUUUCCGCCAUAGUGGCGAUGUGCUGACCCUGAACUCUGUGCGAGCUGAGCACGCCGGCAACUACAUCUGCCGGGCGGUCAACAUAAUGCAGAGCCAGGGUAUGGAGCGUAGCGAGCGAGUGGGCAACUCCACGGUGGCCCUACUGGUACGUCAUCGUCCUGGCCAGGCUUACAUUACACCCAACAAGCCGGUGGUUCAUGUGGGCAAUGGUGUGACCCUCACCUGUGCUGCCAAUCCCCCAGGCUGGCCAGUGCCUCAGUACAGAUGGUUCCGCGACAUGGAUGGCGAAUUCUCAAGCACCCAGAAGAUCCUGGCUCAAGGUCCACAGUACUCCAUACCCAAAGCUCAUCUGGGCAACGAGGGAAAGUAUCAUUGUCAUGCUGUGAAUGAGUUAGGAAUCGGCAUGAUGGCCACCAUUGUCCUGGAGAUUCAUCAACCCCCACAAUUCCUGGCCAAGCUGCAGCAACACAUGACAAGAAGGGUGGCGGAUACGGAUUACACGGUGACCUGCAGUGCCAAGGGCAAGCCGGCUCCCAGUGUCAAGUGGCUGAAGGAUGGCAUGGAGAUCCUGCCCGAGGAAAACCUAUACGAAGUGCAAACCAAUCCCGAUCAAGGCCUCAAUGGCAUGGUCACUGUCCAGAGUCAGCUCAAGUUUAGAGGCAAAGCCCGACCCAAUGGCAAUGCCUUGGUUCCUGGAGAUCGUGGACUGUACACGUGUCUGUAUCAGAAUGAAGUCAACUCCGCCAACUCGUCGAUGCAGCUGAGGAUCGAACAUGAACCCAUUGUCCUGCAUCAGUACAACAAGGUGGCCUUUGAUAUCCGCGAGACUGCAGAGGUUGUGUGCAAGGUUCAGGCCUAUCCCAAGCCCGAAUUCCAAUGGCAGUUUGGCAACAAUCCCUCUCCCCUGACCAUGUCCUCGGAUGGACACUAUGAGAUCAGUACCACCACCGACAACAAUGAUAUCUACACUUCCGUCUUGAAGAUCAACUCGCUGACGCAUUCGGAUUAUGGAGAAUACACCUGCCGGGUGGCCAAUACCCUGGAUACCAUUCGGGCACCCAUUCGGCUACAGCAGAAGGGUCCGCCAGAGAAGCCCACCAAUCUGCGGGCCACCGAUGUCGGCCACAACUAUGUUUCCCUCAGCUGGGAUCCCGGUUUCGAUGGUGGCCUCAGCAAGACCAAGUUCUUUGUCAGCUAUCGACGUGUGGCCAUGCCCCGGGAGGAGCAAGUGAUCCCCGAUUGUACCAACAUGGCCAACUCGAAUUCGGAUUGGGUGGAGGUCGAUUGCCAGCGGGACAUUCCCUGCAAGGUCACCUCCUUGGAGCAGCAUCAGAGUUAUGCCUUCAAGGUGAAGGCUUUGAAUCCCAAGAGUAAUUCUCCCUACUCGAGUGAGAUUUUGGUUACCACCAAGGUCAGCAGGAUUCCACCGCCCCUGCAGGUGACCUAUGAGCCCAGCACACGCACCCUGGGCAUCGAUGUGGGUGCCACCUGUCUGUCCCUCAUGGCUGUGGUGGAGAGCAUGGUCAAUGCCGACACUCCGAUGCCUGCCUGGGAAGUGGUGGAUACCUUGGACAAUCUUCAGUUGUCCGGCGCUGGACCCACGCACAAGGAGAAGGUCUUGGAGCGUUUGAAUGGUGCCAGGAGGCUGGGAGGAGGACGUGCAUUGGGACACACCAUCAGCGAUGAGGAGGAUAACCAUGGACUGAAUAGUUUGGCUCUCGAGGAUGAUAGUCCUGUGGUGAGGGUUAAACUGUGCCUAAGGUCGAACCAGGAGCACUGCGGCGAUUACACGGAUGCGGAGAUUGGUCGCCCUUAUAUAGCGGAGGCUAGUGCCCUGGCCACGCCCACACUGAUUGCGAUAAUCGUGUCCUGCAUCGUGUUCGCCCUCUUCGCCGGCCUGAUCCUGAUGUUCUGUCGCUGCAAGCGCAAUCAGUCCAAAAAGAGCGCCGCCGCCAAGGAUUACGAGAUGGACUCUGUCCGGCCCUCGAUAGUGGCUGCCCAGCAGAAUCAGGCACCGCCACCCUACUACCCCGCCUCGGGACUGGACAACAAGGCCCUGGAGCACUCGAUGGAUCUUGCUUUGAGCAUGGAGGAGCAGAAGACGGCGCUGUAUGCCACUCAGAAUGGGUACAGCUAUCAUCCCGGCAGCGGUGUGGUAGGUGGUGGCGGCGUGGGACCUGGCGGUGUGGGCGUCGGAGUCGGCGGAAGUGUGGUCAGCGGCAUGGGCGUUGGCAGCGUUGUUGGUGUGGGCGGCAUUGGUAGCAGCUGCAUGGGAGUGAAUGGAAUACCGGGACUCACGGCGCACACGAUUCCUGGAAAUGAAUGGGUCAACAUGGGCUACAUGGAGAACAACUAUUCCAACUCGAACAACGGCGGCAGUGUCAACUCACAGGACUCGCUGUGGCAGGUGAAGAUGUCCGCAGCAGCGGUGGGCAAUCAGCAGGGAAUGGUCCAGGCCCCCCUCAACCAGUAUGUGGAGCAGCAGCCCAACUAUGGUUACGAUCCGUUGACCCAUGGCGGUUACGGGGCUGUGGAUGACUAUGCCCCCUAUCCGCAUCUGACGGCCACACCCAGCCAGGUGGGCGAUGAGUAUCACAAUUUGAGGAACAGUCAAAAUCCGUCCCGGCAGGACUACUGCAGUGAUCCCUAUGCCUCCGUGCAGAAGCCCAAGAAGCGAGUCGACCAGCAUUUAGAUUCACCAUAUCACGACGUAAGCGGCCUGCCCAAUCCCUACAACAUGGAGCAUCUGGAACAGGACGAGGUCCUGCCGCCGCAGCAGCACUUGUCCCUUAGCUACGAUGAGAGCUUCGAGGGCGAGUAUUCGACAACGCCGAAUGCCAGGAAUCGUCGCGUUAUACGCGAGAUUAUUGUCUAGGAAAUUCUAGUUUGCAAAAAAACAAAAAUCAGAAAAUCAGAAAAUCAGCACUCGAAAAAAUAUUAACUCUAUCGUCUAUCACUCUUUCUCGCCGACAUCUACUUUUUGUUUUUUAUUAUUAUUAUUUUUAACCCUUACUUGACUUUCCUGCUCGACUGUUAGCAGACUUUUUGAAAAGUGGCCAUCAUUUUGAAUACUUUUUUUUAAUAAUAUAAACAUUAUAUUACUUCGAUGUAAGGCUUAGUUUGAGGGAUAUGAAACGAACGUGUGUUGAGUUUUAUUGGCAACGAAAGCGAUAUGCAUAGAUAUUAAAUCGAUACCGAUAGGCAUUAGAGUUUCCAAUCUAUCAGCAGCAGCAGCACACACGGACAUAUACACUGAGAGAAACCCAACUGGACACAGACAAGAAACCAUCACUGGACAAGCACUAAAUGUUACGAUUUACCAGAUAGCAGUUAGGGCUAAAUAGUAGUUAAUAUUAAUAUAUAUAUAUAUAUAAAUAUACGGUCAUCUAGGUCCCAGUUGCAACAAACGAAACGAACUUUAAACUGUAAGGCAUCUAAUGUUGGAAUCAAAACAAAAUCUCACACACACUUGACCCUAGGCUUAAACAAAAACUAACUCUUAAGUGAUGAUUCUUGUCGGUUCUACAAAAAAAAAAAAAAUAAUAAAACAGAACCACAACAGAAAGCUAAGGAAAAUAAUUUAAAAAUAACAGUACGACCUGCCACAAAAAAUAUAUAAAAAAACAAAAAAUAUAUAAAAAAGAAACAAAAAACUUACCAUAACUUAAUUUUAAAAUUUUUAAAUAAAUUCAAGAGCGAUAAAGUGUUGCUUUAAGUAAGUUAAAACUAAAGUACAGAGAACUUUAAACAAACAGCAAACAAAAAAAUUAUUACAAAUAAUUGAAACAAUCUGAAAACUUUAAUUUAAUUUACAAAAUGUUUAGUAAUAUAUUUUAAAUGUUUUCCAUUUAUGUUUUCGAGCUUUUUGUGUUGAAAAAUUCAAAAUUUUAAUUGUGGUAAUAAAAUCGUUUAAUUUGUAAUUAUCCCUAAGAUGAAUUAAGUUAUGUUUUAACCCUCGAAUAUUGAGUUGAAAAUAUAAUAUAUAUAAAUAUGUUUUGUUUGUGCCUUGCGUUGUGUUUUUUAAGUCCGUUUAAACAAGUGUUUUUUGCAACUCUUUGACACACACACACACACAGAACAGACUCGAACAUUUUUUGUAGCUAAGAUUUAAUUGUAAAUACAUGUGUAAUUUGUAUAUAUUUACUUGACUUGCAAAGUAAAUAAGCAGCAGCGGCAAACUUAAAUUAAAUUGUAGUUAAUUUUAAACAAUUUCGAAAUGAAUUUAACUAGUAAGCAAAUGUUUAAGAGCAAAUGCCACAAAACAAAAAUAAAAUAAAGCAAACCGACGAGGAAAACGAUUAAGCAAAAGUCUCGUUUAAAAUGAACAAAAAACAAAAUAAAAAUAAAUUAAGGAGAAUACGAAAUGAGAAUCUUUAUUAUAUAAAUUAUACACUCUAAAACCAGAUAAGCGAAUAUACAUUAUAUAUAUAUAUAUAUACAUAUACACUUACAUAUACAUCUACU